AACGCGCAGGACCCUGUCGCUGGUUUCUGCUCUGCUCUCUGGCACCUGAAGCCUGGCGACCUGGAAGUGAUCUCGCUCCUCCUGCUCCCGCGGCGCAAGUUCCAGUGCCCGAGCGAGAAGACCCUCGCCGGGCUGGGCGCGCUUCUCUCGCAGCUCAGCGACCCGCGGGCCAUCCUGGGCGACUGGGGCGCCCGGCCCGACGCGCGGGCGGGAGUGGGCCUGAAGCGGCUCGAGACGCUCCAAGGCGAGACCAUCCUCCCCGCGAGCUGCACCUGCGCGCGCAACAGGGGCGGCGGCGGCAGCUUGAUCGACGAUUCGGUGGUCGAGGUUGGCGCGGCGGGCCGCUGCAAGUUGCGGGCAGCGAUGGAG
Prorocentrum cordatum is the source of this 369-nucleotide messenger RNA. The record is from the annotation of a GenBank genome assembly. NCBI's taxonomy places the organism in Eukaryota, Dinophyceae, Prorocentrales, Prorocentraceae.